Porites evermanni is the source of this 2916-nucleotide messenger RNA. The record is from the annotation of a GenBank genome assembly. NCBI's taxonomy places the organism in Eukaryota, Metazoa, Cnidaria, Anthozoa, Scleractinia, Poritidae.
AUGGAUCCGAAAUCACUCACGCUAGCCCAACUCAACGCUCUGCCAAGGAAUUCAUUGAUUCUUUUAGCUUCGGCACGAAAUCUCGUGACCACGGGUACAAGGUCUCGCUUGGCCCAACCCAUCUUUGAACUCGAACAUGCAAACAAUCACGCACCUCAGGCCAUAGCUCCUCACUUGCCAGCCUCAUCCGAAAAUCCUGGCGUUUCCGAGGAUCUUGAGCGCCCUUCUCGUUCUACUGGUCGCCAACAACCUUCCUCAACUCCGGGCUCUCAAUUCUCGCCAGACCAACUUAGCCAGCUUCGCGAGUUAAUAGCUGAAACAGUUGGCUUCCAACGUUCUGGCCCCGGUGAAGCUCCUCGUUUACUAGCAGAAGUGCCUCUUCUGUCCCCGGCUAGCCCUCUGAACAUCGCAGCGACCACAGCAACGGAACAGAACCUGAACGGCGUAAACCUUCCCAAUGUCACCCAAGAUGGCGGCCUUUCUCUACGCCAGUUAGUGCCCAGUCUUUCACAGGCUUCCCAGGGUCCUGCUCAACAAAUUGUUACCAACCAAGCCUAUGAAAACGACCUUACUCUGCCACUGCUCCCGGAGAAACUCCGCUCGAAGAUAUUCAAACAUGAGUACAUUGAAUUCAAAGAAUUUCUCUCAGAUAACACGUACCCAUACCCUUCCUUCGCCUCCUCCCAGAACAACUUCACCCUGACUGUUGACCCCUAGGACGCCACUACCCUUGCUUUUGUACCUUCCCAGCGCAAGAAACGCCGCAUCGAUGGCCUUUCCUCCUGGCUUGAAGCCUGGAAUGUCUUCCUGUGCUCCACCAUAUCAAUCUACCCAUCUCUCGCCCCAGACCUCCUCGCAUACCAGGUCCAGAUUUGCAAGUUUAGCAGGAAGUUUAAAGCAUCAGCCUGGCUUAUGUAAUACACAGCCAUUCGCUAUAUGGCUACUUCGCAUGUCGCCAUGUCAUGGGGUAAAGUGGUUGAGCAGCUCUAUAAUGAUAUUCUGAAGGAAGAGACCCUGCUCUACUGCGUCCAUUGCCACACCUAUGGUCAUCGCACCUUGGGUUGUCCCACUCGAUCAAAGCCUGUCCAGCCUUUUCGUCCCUUCUCAUCUUCCACAACCACUCCCUCACCGACACCUUUGGCGCAGCCUCCAACAAUCCCCUCCCAUCCCGCAACGAGCACCCACAGCAAGCAGCCAUCUGUCACGACUUCAACCGCUGGGCCUGCCGCCACCCCAACUGUCACUUCAAGCAUAUCUGCAACAAACCAGACUGCAGUGGAAACCACCCUGGCUCUCAGUGCCCAAAAGUACCCCAAUUGUAACUCCAUCCAUCCCAUUUUAACCCCCCCCCAUCCCCCCCCCUUCUACACCUGUCAAAGUUGCCAACCUCUCAACUGAACUCAAGCACCAUCCCAACCAACAGUUUGUUACAAGCCUUCUACACGACCUCCAAUGGGGCUGUCAUGUUGGCUAUACCAGCCCUUGCUUUGCUCGCAUAACACCAAACUUAACCUCAGCCCUCCUGCAUCCUGACACCGUUUCAGCUGCCCUAGCUAAGGAGGUAUCCAAUGGUCAUACGGCCGGGCCGUUUCAAAUACCACCUAUCCAAAACCUCCAAUGCUCCCCUCUCGGGGUAGUGCCUAAGAAAGACGGCACCUGGCGCAUCAUCAUGGACCUCUCCUCCCCCCAUGGGUCCUCAAUAAACUAUUACAUUUCCAAGGAGGAAUUCUCAUUACACUACGCUACCUUUGAUCAAGCUCUAUCUCUAGUUGCACGUUACGGGAAGGAUGCCCUCAUGGCUAAACUAGACAUAAAACAUGCUUUCUGGCUUUGCUCAGUAUGCAUGGAGGACCGCGAACUACUCGGCACUCACUAGCAGGGCCAAUACUACCUUGAUCUCUGCCUCCCCUUUGGUAUGCGAUCUUUUCCCUAUCUCUUCAACCGUUUGUCCGACGCCUUUGAGUGGCUAUUGAAGACCAACUAUCACAUCCAGGACCUCAUGCAUUACCUGGAUGACUAUUUUACCGUCAACCCUGCCAACUCUCUGGUCUGUGCCCAUAAUGUUCACACCAUUACCCAAGUGGCCUCUUCGUUGGGCAUACAUCUGACCCACUACUCAGUUGGUAUUCUGAUUGACACUACUUGCAUGGAAACCUCCCUAACUGAUGAUAAACUUCAUGAGCUGUUGUCCGAACUCCACUCUUGGUCCUCCUGUAAAAAAUGUCACAAAAGACAACUUCUCUCCUUGAUUGACUUAUUGACCUCUCAACCCAGGCACAACUUCCACAUCACCACGUCACUAUGAACCACGAAUCCCGCUGCGACAUCUCUUGGUGGCUCUGUUUUCUCCCCUCUUGGAACAGCAAUGCCAUCAUACCCGACCUCAACUGGAUGAGAUCCCCAGAUAUGGAACUCUUCACAGAUGCCUCGGGAAGUCUCGGCUACGGCAUCUUUUACACGGGUCACUGGAUUGCCAACCCCUGGCCUACUGUACUCCGGAACCGAUCGAUUCAGUGGAAGAACUUUACCCCAUUGCUCUGGUAUGUCUUCUUUGGGGUCAUCAGUGGACCGGAAAGAAGCUCCUCUUUCGUUGCGAUAAUCAAGCGGUAGUGGACAUUUGGGCCUCAGGCUCUUCCCGAGACUCCCUUAUUAUGCACCUUGUCUGCUCCAUUUUCUUCACUGCUGCCAUCAAUCACUUUACAGUCCUUGUCACUCAUACUGUUGGCAUGAGUUAAUCGCUGAUUCCUUAUCUGGUUUGCAGAUGUCCCAGUUCCGUCUUCUCGCACCUGCAGCAGAUUUGGAACCAACUGAUGUCCCUCAGUCGGCCGCAACCCUUUGGCAGCCCGCCUAACUUUCCUCCAGUCCCAGGCAAUAGCGGAUUCAACCCGCCGCUCCUUCCAGGCAGGCAUUCGUUGA